CAUGGCAUGCGGUCCCUGGAUUUAGUGGAAAGUUUAAGGUGGUUCCUGCUUUUCAUCUUGCUGGGGUAGGCCAAACCCUUCUGUGACCUUGAAAAGGAAGUUGCAUUUAUUGAAGACAGAUGGUUGAAGGGCAUAAUUAGGGUAACCAGGAGGGAUGGUACAUUACGUCAGCAGCAGUAUUACUAUAACUGGAGCUUUGGAAAAAACAACAAAGGAUGCUGCGGACAUUUGGGACCGACACAAAGAGAGUAAAAGUUGUCAGAGACAUGCAUCCACAGUUCCACCAGCUCCUGCCAGCUUCCUUGUCCCAGAUAGGGAAACAGGAUCCCCACAACAUGCUUCUGCCAUCACCACAAUUCACAGUGGAGCUCAUCUGAUCAGGACUGGCACGGAGAGAAGAGCUCAUAUAUACAACGGAAAGCUAAAGAAGCCUGUUUAGAAUAAUUGGCAGAGGAGAGAUGACCAAGGAGACAGAGACUGUGGGACUGGUCUUUCAGAACGAGAACUUCAGCUAUAACCAUCACACAAACUACAUCAUGGAGUCUUGGCCCUACCUGGAAUCCCUGAAUCCUGAGUCGAACCACUCCAAACCAAGACUCAACCCUGGAGAAACCAUGACAGCCCUAACAAUGCUUCAAGAGCAGUGCAGGAAAGAGCAGAAACCUGCAUUAUUCAACCGCAACAACUGCAAACCAAUCGAGAGGACUCUGACCAACACCAGUGACCCUUUAAUGAAGAUCCUCUCUGAACUCGUCCCCACUUCCCAUUCUCAGGAGGUUGGGAAGUCGAUCUCCUCCCUGCCCAUUUCCGCUCCCAGCUCCUCAGACACGUAUGCCACCCUGAACAGCGUUGUUCCAGACACGUACGACAAGCAGGAUCUCAGCAACAUCUUCGACCUGAUGCAGAAGUGGUCAGAACCUAGUGCGUUCACUGACCCCAACGCUGAGAGUCUUCACUAUAGCGAUCCAUUUCCUGAAAGCCACUCCAGCCCCGUCUACUCAGGUUCAUAUGCCAGCUCCUCUCCAGAGAGGCCCAGGAACGACUUCCAAUUUAUCCUUGGAUCUCCUGCUGCAUCGUCUCACAAGUCCAGCGAGUUACCGAUGGUAUACCUGAACAAAGGCCAGUUCUACCCUAUCACUCUGCAGGGAGUAGACAGCAGUGCCUGCCUCACAGCCACCAAAGUCAAGACGGUGGUGAUGGCUGUGUUUGAGAAUGACAAAACCCCAGAAAUGCAGCUUCGCUUCUGGAAUCACUGGCAUGCGCGCCAGCCCACUGUCAAGCAGAGGGUCAUUGACAUCGCCGACUAUAAAGAAGUUUUCAGUGGCAUCAGCAAUGUAGAGGAGGAGGCCUUCAACGCUUUCUCCUUUGUGUGGAACCCCAACGAGGAAGCGAAGAUCUACAUUGGGAUAAACUCCUUGAGCACAGACUUCUCCUCUCAGAAAGGAGUGAAAGGCCUACCUUUGAACCUGCAGAUAGACACCUACGACAUAAGUUCUGGAAGACACCACCUCAUAUACAGAGCUGCCUGCCAGGUCAAGAUUUUCUGUGAUAAGGGUGCAGAGAGGAAGAUGCGCGAUGAAGAGAAGAAGAGAUCCAAGAGGAGGGGAAAGAACACUAAUGAUGCAAAUGCCAAGUCUGUUGUGAGUAGCUCCAUCAGCUCUGAGUGCACUUUCUUCAAAUCUCUGGACGACCUCGUCACCCAGCCAGUUUUCUUCAUCCCAGGGACACACCUCACCAGCUUACAGCGCAUGGCCACUCCUAAGGAUGACACUGAAAGGAGUUGUCUGAAGAGGUUGUAUCCAGACAGAGACCAGAACAGCUCUCCUCCCAACAAACAGACACGCAGAGAAGACCCACAGAGAGUUCUGCUGUACGUGAGGACUGGUACUGAGGAGGUGUUUGAUGCUCUCAUGCUCAGCUCACCGACGCUGUCAGGCCUGCGAGAAGCUAUUUCCGAAAAGUACGGCUUGCAAAAAGACACCAUCGGGAGAAUCUGCAAAAAAUGCAAAAGAGGAAUAUUGGUCAACAUGGAUGACAACAUCAUCGAACACUACAGCAACCAGUCAGCUUUCCUCAUCGAGAUGUCCGAGGUGGCAGCCGGUCAGCUCCAGAUGACUCUGGUUGAAGUAUAAAGUCCCCUGAAGGAAGAAGAAACGCAGCUGCCAUUGAAGCUAACUUUAAAGCACUGCCAUAGCAGAGCUGUGGACUGCCAAAAACCAAGAACUGGAACUAAACGGACCUCUCCAGAUUUUCAGAUGAAAAUGUUUAAACCAUUUCUUGAAUUUGUAAAUCCCAGUCUGCCCAGUUCUUAUGGUGUGUUUAUUUGAGUAGAAUAUUUUAAUGUAAAACAUUUAUAACUUGCAUGUACAUAGGUGUAAAUAGAUUUUAAUAUUACAGUGUUUUAUGAGCUUGAGACAGUUUGCCUUGGAUUUCAAUUUUUAUUUUUUGAGCUCCACACAACUUUUUUUUUUUUUUAGCAUUUUUAAACGUUAAUUUUGCUGCUUUCAGUCUACCCAUCAUUUCUUCUGGAUAUCCACUGGUGUGUUUUCUUACCCACAAUCUGACCUUUCUUGCGCUUUUCAAGGCCAAGUGUCUUCCUGCUAGUUUCCCAAGAAAAAAUGUCCAAAUAGUCAGGUUUUAGUCGGGACCUAAAGUCAGACAUUUCCACAAAGAAAAACCACAAACGUUUUAGUAUUGGCCAAUUUUUGUUAGCCCAAAGCUUUGGACAUUUCCCGACUGUAUAGUAUAACUUCAUGGAAGGAGUUAAAAUCCCCCAAAACUUUAAAGAGGAGACUUUUAAGUCACGCAUGUGUGUGGGGAAAAAAUUGUUUAAUUUCUUUUACAUAACGCAUCAUUUCAAAGCAACCAUGUAUCCCUCCAUUAUUUCAUUACAGCACCAUGGCUAAACAGUCAUAUUUGAUACAUACUUCCUCUUUUUUUAAAGAAAAUAAAGAAAAUGGAAAAAG
Molecule: messenger RNA, 2966 nt
Organism: Girardinichthys multiradiatus
Lineage: Eukaryota; Metazoa; Chordata; Actinopteri; Cyprinodontiformes; Goodeidae
Gene: grhl3
Product: grainyhead-like transcription factor 3
Exons: 19
Coding region: 459-2132 (557 amino acids)
Biological process (GO): regulation of transcription by RNA polymerase II
Cellular component (GO): nucleus
Molecular function (GO): DNA-binding transcription activator activity, RNA polymerase II-specific; RNA polymerase II cis-regulatory region sequence-specific DNA binding
Source: RefSeq, a predicted model, not a curated record